CAGGUCUUCUGGGCAGCGGGUGGGCGUUUCUCGUCGAUCGCUCGCUAACUGUUGACGCUGAGGACAUUUUGCCCCCCGACUCGAUCCGUGUUCCAGAUGUUUCUUCCCACGCUCGUGGAGGACAUGCAUCAUUUUAAACCAAGUCGAGAUCGACUGUACACCACCCGGUGUUGUGGAUGUUGCCAUGUCCGAACAGGGACCAUCAUCCUGGGAACGUGGUACAUUGUGGUUAACUUGCUGAUGGGUAUCCUGCUGACGGUCGCUGUGACCCACCCGGAGAAUGUGCCCACCAUUGACCUUCAGUAUGAGGUCAUUGACCACUACUUUGCCUCUGACAGGAUGUCCGAAAACGCCUGUGUUGGCUUCGCCAUUUCCUUGCUGAUGCUCACCAUCAGUGCCAUGAUGGUGUAUGGAGCCAUCACUCACCGCGACGGCUGGCUCAUCCCCUUUUUCUGCUACCAGCUCUUUGACUUUGCUCUGAGCUGCCUGGUGGCCAUCAGUUCUCUCACCUACCUGCCCAGGAUCAGGGACUACCUGGAUCAGCUGCCGGAUUUCCCUUACAAAGAUAACCUCCUGUCCAUGAACUCCAGCUGCCUGCUGCUGUUUGUGCUGGUUUUCUUUGCUUUCCUCAUCAUCCUCAAGGCUUACUUGAUCAACUGUGUGUGGAACUGCUACAAGUACAUCAACAACAGGAACAUGCCGGAGAUCGCCGUCUACCCAGCCUUUGAGACUCCCCCUCAGUACAUCCUUCCCACCUAUGAGAUGGCAAUGAAGAUGCCGGAGAAGGACCCACCUCCUCCUUACAUGCCCGCCUAAGAAGCCGCCCCCGUUCCUGAACCCACAUGGACACACAGCCAUCAUAUGCAUUCCUAGAUUCCUUCACGAGACCCUUCCUGAACGCCGUUCCGCUCUCAUCCCAUCUCUGGGCCGCUGUGUCUGUGUAAAGCCUGUGAAAACGUUUCCGCCGUUUUUCUUAAAGUCGCUUUGAAGAAUCCUGCAGAUAUGAGGAGCGAGAAGCUGAAAUCUGUGAUUUAAAAACGUGUGAAUGCUGUGGUUUGAAAAGUGACAGAAGGACCCCCCGACCCCCUUCCCAUCAGCCUUUUUUAAGUCUUAGUCAAAAGGGAUAUGUGAAAAUGAAAUAGUUUAAAAUGCUUUCAUCAACCCAGCACCAUUCUAUCAAUAGAUUCAAUGUUAAGAACUUUUGACAAUCCACUUGUUAGAUCUAGUUAAUAUUUCCCUAAAAAACAAAAAAAAGAGCUUUGCUCCACUUGAGAAUUUAGUUUCUUGCACUUUUUGUUGGUUAUUUAUUUGCUUUGUUGUGAUUUGAUUCCUUAGCAGCCCCUCUGCUGCUCCGUUGUCUGAGCAGACGUAGCGAUUGGGUUUCCAGAGGGAGCUGACCGCGGAGCACCUUCUCUUGUUUUCCCUUCUUUUCACCUCUGAAACUAACGGCCGCUUUGUUCGCACUACUUGUCGCAUGCUUAUCGGCUCAUGCAUCUUAGUUGAAGGGGUUUGUUUUUUUCAAAGGAAAAAAUGCCCAAAAUCUGGAGAACCGCUGCUGGUACUGGAAUAAGGAGGGAGAACUCGAUGAAGGACCGGCGGAUGAAGGCUCAGCUGGGCGUCUGACCAUCAGCUGAUAGAGUUCCAGCAGAUAGACAAAGUCAGCUGCAUGCAGUCAUUACAACCACCCCUUUGCUCUCAUGCCUUUUCUGAUAUUAUUACUUUGUCCCAGUGGAAUUAAAUUUGACUUCAAUAAAUGUCUCGGAUCAAA
Molecule: messenger RNA, 1768 nt
Organism: Oryzias latipes (Japanese medaka)
Lineage: Eukaryota; Metazoa; Chordata; Actinopteri; Beloniformes; Adrianichthyidae
Gene: laptm4a
Product: lysosomal protein transmembrane 4 alpha
Cellular component (GO): lysosomal membrane
Source: RefSeq, a predicted model, not a curated record